AUGCCGGCCAACGAUGGCCCAGAGACUCUGGGCACGUGUGCAGCAACGCAACCGUUGAGCCCUGCUCCAUCAUUCAUCCUUUUCAACGAUGCCCGCACGGCCAUCCAAGAAAGCGUCUACGCCAUCAUUGGACACGGUAACUUCCAGCGACGCCUGCUUUUCACCGGCAUGUUGUCCGUGGUGGUGCUGCUCCUGCACGCGUUCGCCCACUUCUUGAUCGGCCGCGACGUGGACCACUGGUGCCGGCCGCCAAACGACCUCAGCCAGAUGUCCAGAGAGGCGUGGAGAAACGCGGCCAUACCCCUUCAGGCCGACGGCAGCUUCAGCCAGUGCACCAUUUACCGCCCACCGUUGCCGACGCCGGAAAAUUCCGAAGAGGUACGCCACGUGGUGCCGUGCCACAGUUGGGAUUACGACGCCCAAGACACCAGUGACAGCAUCGUGAGCCGGUGGGACCUUGUCUGCGAUAAACGCUGGUUGCACAAGUUCACCACCAUUGCCAACAUGCUGGGAGCUGCAUUGCUCGUGCCGGCCGCCGGCUUCGUAUCCGACAGGGUCGGCCGCCAGCUGGCCAUCAUGGGCAGCGUGCUUUGCCUCCUGGCAUUUAGCGUAGCCUGCAGCGUGGCGCAGACAUUCACCAUGUUCCUGGUGACCCGGUUCUUUAUCUCCGCGACCAGCUGCUCAGUUCAGGUGCUCGUGUUCAUCCUCAUCUACGAAGUGACCGGCAACCAGAACCGGGCCACGUACGGCGUCCUGGACACAGCGGUGGGCACGACGCUGGUUCCGCCGGCUUUGCACGUGCUGUCUUUGCUGGAGCCACGUUGGUUCAUGGCCCACUUGGUCCUACUGGUGCCUACGCUCAUGCUGGUUCUCUGGUGUUGCCUCCUCGACGAGUCGCCCAGCUGGCUUCUCUGCACGGGAAGGCCUCAUGCCGCGGAGAUGGCGGUCAUGGCCGCGGCGACUAGCAAUGGCUUGAGCGCGAACAAGGCGCGGGAAUCCUUCAGGGUGCUCACAUCGCACAUCCGGAAGCGUGAGACCGCUAACCAAUACAGCAUGAGCGUCGUCAGCACUGAUACGUUCCUGCACGAGCCGCUCUUCCGCUGGGGCGUCCUGUCGGUGCUGCUGUCCUGGUUCAGCGUGAAUCUCGCCUAUUACGGUCUUGUCCUUCUGAACGCCACGGCCGGCCACUUAUGGCGCACAGUCCACAUGGUCGUCCAGGCGUCGCUCUACGCGAGUGUCUGCAGGUACAUCAGUAACCACGGACAGCGCGAGACGCUCUCCAUACUGCUCGCGUUUCUGUGCGCCUCCGCCGUCAUGCAUGCCGCCGCCUCUGUGACGAUGGCGCCUCCACUUUCAUCAGCAUUCGGCGUAGUCGUCGAAAGCCUGGCGUCCGCUGCGCUAAGCGUCAACUACGGCUACACGGCGGAGGUCUUCCCCACCACCAUACGCAGUUUGGGACUCACCACCUCGUAUGCGUUCGGCCGCAUGGGGGUCAUCACGGCCUCGGUCAUCGUGGUGCUUUGGGGUGGUCCCAGCGAAGCCGGCAUGCCGUUCGACGGGGUGGUGGCUUUCUUAGCUCUGUUGAGUGGGGUUUUCAUCCAGUGGCUGCCGGAGAUUGUUGCCGAGAAAAGAGAGACGCAUUAUCACGAAAGUGAAAGAGAACGCAAGCAAGCUAUCCUGGCUUCACUGGCGUCCACCAUCAAGCCUGCUAUGCGGUCCAAAGAAAUUCGCCGAAAGUCUUCAGGAUCACUCUGUUCGACAACGACGAAGGUCCGUGCUUCAGUUACCCGUCAGACUAAUGACCUAUAG
Molecule: messenger RNA, 1809 nt
Organism: Dermacentor silvarum
Lineage: Eukaryota; Metazoa; Arthropoda; Arachnida; Ixodida; Ixodidae
Product: solute carrier family 22 member 7
Exons: 2
Coding region: 1-1809 (602 amino acids)
Biological process (GO): transmembrane transport
Cellular component (GO): membrane
Molecular function (GO): transmembrane transporter activity
Source: RefSeq, a predicted model, not a curated record